AUGGAGGAGAAGAUAAUGUUUGUAGAGGCACAGAUAGAGUACGCAAAAGCCGAGGUGAACUCGCUAGAGGAGACGUCGUCGGACAGCAGUAAUGAUUUCAAUGGAUUUUCUUUUCCAUGGUUAGUUUAUUUUUUUGUUCCGUUGUCGUAGUCGAGUAGUCGAUUAGAUGAGUUAUAUUGGUGUAGACUGUGAGAAUGAGAUCUCGUUUCUAUUUGUUGUGAAGAACUUGAAAACGAAGGAACUUGAUACGAUGACACUUUUCGAGAAAUCUUUUUUCCACUUUUCUCUACAGGUCCAUACGCGAGCAGCAAUUUUGAAUUUGCGCGUAUUGUCGUUGAGGGAGGUAUUGCUCCCUUAAAGUUUAGAUUUUCCUUUUUGUAGGACCUAAAACUUUCAUCCAAUGAAUGACCAGAUAUGACGUUGAUGGUGUGAUGGGUAGACAAAAUUCGAGAGUUGACCACGGAAGUGAUAUUGAUGUGAACCUGAAUCAUUAAGGGAAUUGUGUAUUUCAAUUAUCUAUCUCAAUCACACACUUAGGUGAGCUUAUCACUGGCAACAACGGUGGUCUUGGUAUCUCAAUCAACGUCAAGGAGGUUAUUGAGAUGAAUGCGCAAAGUUUUUUGCGUGUAGUCAAUUUUGAAGACGGAAAUGAGAAAGAACAGGCGACAGAAGAGAAACUGCAAAAGGAUCUUUGGGAUAUUUGGGAAAGCGUCCAACUGGAUAUUUGGUCGACUGCGAAGGGAAGUAUUGCUUCCUCAAGGAAUUUUGCAUCAGGAUCUGAUUCCAGAGGAAAGAUUUCUCGGUUUAUUUCGUCUUCGAUCGAGGUUAAUGGGGAGGCGUGGCCCAGUUCUCCUGCAGAUGCUGCGGUUGAGCUGAGAAAGGCAUGCGAUCUAGAAGCUGAGGAGCAUCUACAGUCGGUUUUUGAGGGGAUUUGGAACGCCUUUCAAGAAGCGAUGCCGCAGGAGAGACAAGAUCAAGACUUGAUAACCAAGUGUGUCUUGUUCCGCUACAGACAACAUGGCAAGAAGCUGAUGUUGAUGGUGGUAACAGUGGACAAAAAAAAAUCGGACGAGAGUUUUCGUGAGGCCGUUCUAGUACGCAGCUUCUAUUCAUUUUCGUACCCCUCUUUGUAACCCCUAUUUGGAACUACUUACAUUAAUUGUACAGAAGCAGACGCAAAACGGCAUUGAGAUUCCUCGCCAUUUUUCGAUGGAUGGUUCAUAUUUCGCUGUUUAGACUUUCUAAUGAUCUGGUAGCAACGUCACAAGUCCUAUACAAUCUAUUUUUUAAGAAUUUUGUUGAACUACGUGUUCGAAGAUUAAUGCAGAAUACCGCAGAACAAAAAUCCGGAUUUGAUUCGGAGGGUAAAAUCUCAAUGAGUUUUUGCGUCUAAAGUAAGAAACGAGAUGCGCAUGGCCGCGCCAAUAU
Molecule: messenger RNA, 1428 nt
Organism: Amoebophrya sp. A25
Lineage: Eukaryota; Dinophyceae; Syndiniales; Amoebophryaceae
Source: the annotation of a GenBank genome assembly